AUGGAGAACGCUGUGGGAUCCGGAUCUGCCACCAACGGGGAGGUGGCUCCGCCGCGGAAGGUCGCAUUGAUAACCGGAAUCACGGGACAGGACGGUUCCUACCUCACGGAAUUCCUGCUCAACAAGGGCUACGAGGUGCACGGCCUCAUCCGUCGCUCCUCCAACUUCAACACGCAGCGCAUCGACCACAUCUACGUCGAUCCCCACAACGCGCACAAGGCGCGCAUGAAGCUCCACUACGCCGAUCUCUCCGACGCCUCCUCGCUCCGCCGCUGGCUCGACACCAUCCUCCCCGACGAGGUCUACAACCUCGCCGCCCAGUCUCAUGUCGCCGUCUCCUUCGAGAUCCCCGACUACACCGCCGACGUCGUCGCCACCGGCGCCCUUCGCCUCCUCGAGGCCGUCCGCUCCCACAUCGUGGACUCCGGCCGCUCUCACAUCCGCUACUACCAGGCCGGGUCCUCCGAGAUGUUCGGCUCUACCCCUCCGCCGCAGUCCGAAACCACCCCCUUCCACCCUCGCUCCCCCUACGCCGCCUCCAAAUGCGCUGCACACUGGUACACCGUCAACUACCGUGAGGCCUACGGGCUCUUCGCCUGCAAUGGCAUUCUUUUCAACCACGAGUCCCCUCGCCGCGGCGAGAAUUUCGUCACGCGCAAGAUCACGCGCGCCGUGGGCCGGAUCAAGAUCGGACUUCAAAGCAAGCUUUUUUUGGGGAACCUUCAGGCCUCGAGGGAUUGGGGCUUCGCUGGGGACUAUGUUGAGGCCAUGUGGCUGAUGCUGCAGCAGGAGAAGCCCGAUGACUAUGUUGUUGCCACCGAAGAGUCCCACACCGUUGAGGAGUUCCUGGAAGUGGCCUUCGGCUAUGUGGGACUCAAUUGGAGGGAUCAUGUGGUGAUUGACAAGAGGUACUUUCGCCCUGCUGAGGUUGACAACCUCAAAGGGGAUGCUUCUAAGGCCAAGAAGGUGCUUGGUUGGAAACCUAAAGUGGGGUUUGAGCAGCUCGUUCGGAUGAUGGUUGACCAGGACGUUGAGAUGGCUAAGAAGGAGAAGGUUCUUGUUGAUGCUGGCUACAUUGAUGCUCAGCAACAGCCAUGA
Messenger RNA from Sphenostylis stenocarpa, 1098 nucleotides. NCBI's taxonomy places the organism in Eukaryota, Viridiplantae, Streptophyta, Magnoliopsida, Fabales, Fabaceae. The record is from the annotation of a GenBank genome assembly.